This is a messenger RNA of Stegastes partitus (bicolor damselfish), 5482 nucleotides long. Its product is annotated as polycomb protein suz12-B-like. Gene Ontology annotation, molecular function: chromatin DNA binding. The record is from RefSeq and is a predicted model, not a curated record. The transcript has 16 exons. Gene Ontology annotation, cellular component: RSC-type complex; ESC/E(Z) complex; nucleus. Bases 578 to 2743 code for a protein of 721 amino acids. NCBI's taxonomy places the organism in Eukaryota, Metazoa, Chordata, Actinopteri, Pomacentridae.
UUGUGCUACUUUACCGUACCGCUAACUUCACUCGCCAACAGCCGCUCGGCGAGACAUUAAUCUGAAUUUUGGUAAAAUUAUGGAAUCGAAAUCCCUGAACGCGUGUGUAAUUUCUAUGUUUAUUCACAUGUCCUUAAUUAGCAGCUUUCGGGUUCUUAAUUGGUGAAGUCAGAGGGCCAGACGAUGCUAGCCGGUUAGCCCGGGUUGUUGCUAGCUGGCUAAGGAAGUUAGCCGGUUAGCUAGCAAUCCGCGUCAGCUUGCCGGAGGCUGUUCUCUUGUUUCGCGCAUUUCAAGCCUGUUCACCGACCUCAGUAACUGUUAAACCGGUUCCUAAACGUAAACGUUACAAUAUAGCCCUACCAAUGUAAAAUAUAAAAGACAGAAACUUGCACGACCCGUUUUUAAAAUGAGGAGUAAACAGUGUUUAUCCUAAGCGGCUGGUUUUGUGCCAACGCUUGCUCUUUUGUUUUGACAAAGGAAGAGGACCUGAAUUUCUUUUCUUUUUUUUUCACACCAUUUCACAUUUGGUCGUCGGACAGUUUUUUCUAGGAUUGUUUUCCCCUCCCCAGUUUUGACUAUGGCUCCACAAAAGCAGAGCUCCUCAGGUGGAAGUCACCCGGUGGGUUUUGGUUCUGGAGGAAAAGCCAACGGGUUGUACCAGUCGUCCUCCGCUGUGAUGGCUGCAGCCAAGAAGCCCAACAUGCAACUUAUUCAAGCCGACCACGAGUUGUUUCUGCAGGCCUUCGAGAAACCAACCCAAAUCUACAGGUUUCUUCGCACAAGGAACUUGAUUGCUCCUAUAUUCUUGCACAGAACACUCACCUAUAUGUCCCACAGAAACUCAAGGAAUAACGUCAAAAGGAAAAGCUCCAAGGUUGACAAUCUGCUGUUCAAAGUGGAAAAGAUGAGAGGUGAACAGGAGACUCACAGCUUGGCCUCUAAUCUGCAGCUCACAUUUACUGGCUUCUUUCAUAAAGCUGGAAAACCAACUCAGGACAGUGAAAAUGACCAGAACUCUGUGUCUCUGGAGGUGCUGCUGGUCAAAGUCUGCCACAAGAAGCGAAAGGAUGUCAGCUGUCCAGUGAAGCAGGUCCCUACAGGGAAGAAGCAGGUUCCUCUCAAUCCAGACACGAGUGCUGGAGUCCAGGCCAAGACAGGCUCCUUCCCCUCCCUGCUGGUCCCCAGCAGUGAGUUUGAACCCAGCAACUCCCACAUGGUCAAAUCUUACUCAUUGCUCUUUAGAGUAUCAAGACCUGGAUGUCCCCGAACACAGAUCAAUGGCCUGGCAAAUGGAGAGAAUCACCACAGCAGAGAUUUUUCAGAGGAAGUCGUGAACAGGAAGAGGAGGAGCUCCUCUCUCAGGGAGGAGGGAGAAACCACAUUUGUGGCUCAGAUGACUGUCUUUGAUAAAAACAGACGCCUGCAGUUGUUAGAUGGGGAGUAUGAGGUGUCUAUGCAAGAGAUGGAGGAGUGUCCUGUCAACAAGAAGAGGGCGACCUGGGAGACCAUCCUGGACGGAAAGCGUUUGCCUCCAUUUGAGAGUUUCUCUCAGGGUCCGACCCUACAGUUCACCCUGCGCUGGACCAGCGACUCCACCGAUCGAUCCACUGCACCUGUGGCUAAACCGCUGGCCACCCGCAACUCCGAGACCAACCAGGACACCAGACCCAGCACUCUGAGAGCCACACACACACUGGCUGUGAAAGAAUCCUUAAAUGCAGACGUGCAAACCAGAAGAGAACUAAUCUCAGCUGAGCCUCGACAGAAACUACGAAUCUUCUACCAGUUCCAAUACAACCACAACACACGGCAGCAGACCGAGGCCAGAGACGACCUCCACUGUCCCUGGUGCACCCUCAACUGCAGGAAGCUGUACAGUCUGCUCAAACAUCUCAAACUGUCCCACUCCCGCUUCAUCUUCAACUAUGUGCCCCAUCCUAAGGGAGCAAAGAUCGAGGUCUCUAUCAAUGAGUGUUACGACGGCUCAUAUGCUGGAAACCCUCAGGACAUCCACAGCCAGCCGGGCUUUGCCUUUAGCAGGAAUGGCCCCGUGAAGAGGACCGCUGUCACCCACAUCCUGGUCUGCAGACCAAAGAGGACGAAGCCAAGUCUGUCUGAGUUCCUGGAGUCAGAGGACGGCGAUCGGGAGCAGCAAAGGACGUACAUCAGUGGACACAACCGCCUGUACUUCCACAGCGACUGCUGCCUGCCGCUCAGACCUCAGGAGAUGGAAGUGGACAGUGAAGACGAGAGGGACCCUGACUGGCUCAAAGAGAAGACUGUUAAGCAAAUCGAGGAGUUCACUGACGUCAACGAGGGGGAGAAGGAGAUCAUGAAGCUGUGGAACCUGCACGUCAUGAAGCACGGCUUCAUAGCAGACAACCAGAUGAACGAGGCCUGCCUGCUGUUUGCUGAACACCACGCCACCGUCAUCAUCAAACACAGCCUUUGCCGCAACUUCCUGUUGCACCUGAUCAGCAUGCACGACUUCAACCUGAUCAGCACGCUGACCAUCGACCAAGCCAUGGCCAGACUCCGCCUCCUCCAGAACCAGGCCGCUCGCGCAAAUAGAAACGAGGACGAAGAAGAAGAGGAAGAGGAGGAGGACUGGGAGACGGCCGUGGAGUCCCAGCCAGAGCUGGACCCCGAUCCUGAUCCCGACCCAUCCGAGUACAGAGCCUGUAGCGAUGAGACGAGCAACGGCUGCCUGGAGAACGGAAACCAGCAGGAGGAGGGGAGCUGAGGAGCCGUGACGGAAAAGCCAAGCAGAACAUCUCGGCUUGGUUCUACGCUGACUGCUCGAUCAGACAUCCCCAAAUAGGACAGAAAACCGAGGCCUGAGGCGACAGACAAGCAGGUGUCAGACACACACACAGGUUACUGCAGGGAUACCGUCCUCAAAGGCAGGUUACAUCAGGAACAAGAUGAACUUGAAAUCACAGAAGUCAUUUGUUUUCCACUUUUUCCACACGUUCAAGUCGAAGAGACACUUCAGAGGCGCUUCAACGUCGCAACUUGUUCAAAACUUGAAGCUUUGAACCAUCAAUAUUUUCUCGUUUUUUCACAUCGUGUGUCCCGAUGCUGUCGAUGUAUCAGGGUUUUUAGCUCUGAAACUCAAAGGUGCUGCAGUUGCUGUGUCGUUUCUUUUAUGUUACCAGAAAAAUCACGUUUAUUUCCGACAAAACUAUGGAGUGAGCACGAAAUUCAGUCUUAAGUUCAGAUGUGCCGAGUCAGGGUUGAAACGAUUAUUAGAAAUGAAGGAGACGAAAAACUGAUAUGUGGAACUGAAACACAUUCGCAGUGAAAAUGAAAAUCUCUGCGUAUAAAUCAAGGACAACGUUAAUUGAACCGGUCAGCUCAUUUAAGUUUUACAUUUAUCAAGUAAAAGAGACCUUUUCAACCUUUUGUCUUUUAGUUUUGAUAAAUAACAGUGAGAGAAGCAGCUGAAUUUAUUUAUUUUAUCAGGAAAUGGUUGCAAAAAAAACAAUACUGAUGAUUGGAAAAAUGCUGAAUGUGGGACCUGAUAAUGACCCAGAGUGUGGAGACAUAUUCUGAAAAAGAUUCCCUGAAAAGACCCAAACUAACAACAAGUGGCUCAGCGCUUGUUGAAUUCUCCCCACCUCAGCUGAGAUCGGUAAUUUGUUUGGGCUUAAUCCACAUCAACGACUGUAUUUGUAUGCUUCCCCAACCACACAAAUAAGACUUCAUCCUCACCUGUAGUUUGAUGACUGUUUAUUUAGUGUUCACUUCAUAGUUCAGUUAACAAACCUCAGAUGGGAUCGUCUUCCUCAGUGUGAAGCACCAAUCUGACCUUUCCAGGCACGCUCAGCUCCACCAAAGGUUUUCUUUUCUUACCGUGUGUUCACAUGCUCAUCAGUUCCUCGGUUAGGAGUCACAGAUCAGUGCCUGCCCUGUACCUCAACAGUUCACGUGAAUCAGUUUCCAGCUGCCGUUUCUUGUACUUUUUUUUGAGAACCCUGACUCACACACGUCCAGUCCAGAUUUUUUUUUCUAACUGCUGGUGCUAGAUGUUUGUAUUCCUCAGAAACCUUCAUUUCGAUGCAGCUCUGCUCCUUUUCCUACAGCGACCUCUACUUGGUGUUUUUCCUCUUUGUUACGAUGCAGCUCUGCUCUGCUGAUCCCAGGACAACUUUAAGCUCCUCAAGGUUGUACAGUGCUGAAUGGUGACAUCUGAACUCAAGCACAAUUUGUGACUCCUUUUUGAAGUCUGUCAGUCACUUGUUGAGUUUGUCUGUGAGGCUCGAGAAGUGAAGAUGCUUCUCACAAGACUAAACUCAGUGAAACAGCUAUUUUUAUUAUCAGCUGAAUAGGGCUGCAAAUGACAUUUAUUUCAUUGUAGAAUAACCUGUUGGUCAUUUUCUCAAUUCAUUGGAUACAUGUUUGGCCUGUACAAUGUGAGAAAAGGUGAUCAGUGUCCAAAUGACACCCUCAAAUCAAAGAUAUUUAGUUUCCUAUCAUGGUGGAGUUUACCGAGGUGCUGCCUCCAGUGUAUUUGGAUUCAAAUCAUUAUGAACGGAAUAAUCGGGAGGUUUUGGACUGUUUUUCUCAGAUGCACAAGCUCUGCUGAUCUGUAUUUUUCUUUAUUUGACUUGUUGGAAGGGUCACACAACAUUCACUGGCGCUCAACCAGGUGCUGUUUUCUUUCCUUGUGUUGUUGCUGCCCCUUUUAUGUACAUAAGACUCUGUUAAAUUAGGUGUACAGAAUUAGCUUUGGAACAUGGCUGUUUGGAGACCUGAAGACCAGCCAAGAGGUUUUUGUUAGUUUCUUAGUUUACACACCAAAGGGGAUUCCUUCGCUGCAGAUUUCUCCGCUCUUGUUUCGUGUCUCAUGUUAAAAAAAAAAAAAGAGAGAGAGAGGAGAAAAAAAAAAAAGAUUUCUGCAAAGCAGACUCAGGCUGCAUUCCUGGACCAUCUGACCCAGGAUCCUCACUGCCUUCAAAUCAUCUGAGGUUCAACAGUGAGACAAGAAAAAAACAACAUGGAGUCCGGAUACUGCCUUACAGUUUACUGCUCCGUUCUGAACAGAUUGUAUGCAGUAUGAGCCUCCAGAUGUAGCCAGCUGUUAGGACUGGCACUGCCACAGAAAUAUUUUGAGCUUUGAUGGGAUUAGUUGGGUUUAUGUCUUGUAUUGUGGCCCUGCUCUUUUAAAGCUUUACAUCAGUCCAAUAGUGACAAAUCCAGCCUGUAGGAAUCUGCUUUGCUGCAGGAAUUCAGAGCCAUUUGGGUUCACAUGUGACAGUUCUGUGACGGAGCACUUUCUGGUUUCAGUGGAGCCCGCUGUAGGUUUUUUUUUUUUUUUCUUUCGUUCAUUCAUUCACAAGACCAGCAGCAUUUUGCACAAGAUGGGAGGAGCCAUGUCAAAAAACAAGACUUUUCUUCAACAGUAAUGUACAACCAGCUUGACAAUAUGAACGUUUGAGGCAAGUCAGAUUGGUUUUCUAUUAAAAGAACGAUUUUGUAA